AUGCAGCGCGCAUGCCUGAAGAAGCUGACUGUGCGUCUGGCAUCUGCUUCUACAGGAGGAAGUAACCCUUGCGGGGGAGUGAUCUCCAGUCUCUCGGGCUCCUUCUCCAGCCCUUGGUACCCUACGCACUACCCCGCCAACACCGAGUGUGUCUGGGUGAUCCGCGUGGCCGACGAGUUCCGCAUCGAACUGACGAUCCCGAGCCUCAAAUUAGAGGACAUCUAUGGGUGCCCCUAUGACUUUAUUGAAGUAUUUGAUGGACACCAAGCUGCUGCACUCUCCAUGGGCAGAUUCUGUGCGGGAGCAGAGCUCACGUUCCUCUCCUCUUCAAACAUCAUGACCGCAGUGUUCAAAAGUGAUGCCAUGGUCACCAACACAGGGUUUUAUGCCCAGUACAACUCCGUUCAGCACAAUGAAAAGGAGAGUGGUAUGUCCCUGCGACUGGUGAACGGCAGCCACAGGUGUGAGGGCCGGGUGGAGGUCUCCUACAACGGCACCUGGGGCACAGUGUGCGACAACAGCUGGGACCUGAUGGACGCCAGGGUGGUGUGCCAGCAGCUCGGCUGUGGCGAGGCCCUGUCAGCCCCAGGCAAGAGCUACUUCGACGGAGGCACCGGCCACAUCAUGCUGGAUGGCGUACAAUGCACUGGGAACGAAAUCAAGGUGUGGCAAUGCACGCACAACGGGUGGCUCUCCCACAACUGUGGACACCACGAGGACGCCAGUGCCAUCUGCUCAGGUGCCGAUGACAGUUCACACCUAGGACCCACAGAUGAAAGUUUCCACUGUGGUGGUCUGCUCACAAACAAUUCCGGCUCCUUCUCCAGUCCUUGGUUUCCAAAAAAAUACCCGACAAAUGUGGUUUGUGCUUGGGACAUACGAGUGGACGUCAGGGCUCACGUCAGACUCACGUUUGAAGUGGUAAAAAUGGAGAACUUCUAUGGCUGUCCGUACGACUUCAUCGAAAUCUUUGAUGGCCCACAGAACGAAUCUUUCUCGCUGGGGAGGUUCUGUUCCCGGACAACCCCAGUAUUCACCUCCUCCUCCAACCGCAUGUCCGUGGUGUUCCACAGCGACGCGAUCAUCACCAACAUCGGCUUUUACGCAAAUUAUGAGUCUUUUGUGCAAGAUGAGAACGACACCGACCUGGCCCUCAGGCUGGCCGAUGGCAGGCACCGGUGCGAGGGCCGCGUGGAGCUGCGCUACAACGGCAGCUGGGGCACGGUGUGCGAUGACGGCUGGGACCUGCGUGAUGCCCAGGUGGUCUGCAGGCAGCUGGGCUGUGGCAUGGCGGUGGCAGCCCCAGGCUUGGCAGAUUUCAAGAGAGGCCUGGGCCCCAUCGUUCUGGAUGACGUGGAGUGCGUGGGCACGGAAGCCAGGCUGUGGCAGUGCCUCCACCGUGGCUGGCUCAUGCACAAUUGCGGCCACCACGAGGACGCCAGCGCCAUCUGCUCAGGUUCCAGAAGAGGGAAAGGAGCUGACCCACCCACACUUCCUAUGUCUCUCACAGCCUCUCUGCCAUACCCAUCACCAGUGGCUGCCGUGAGUCACCCAGCCUCAGCAUCUUUUCCGAAGCCGACAGAGGUGUCCACAUCCACAGGUCUGGGCCUGCGGCUGGCAAAUGGGUCCGGAAGGUGUGAGGGCCGGGUCGAGGUGUACCACACCAACGUCUGGGGCACCGUGUGCGAUGACAGCUGGUCCAUAGAGGAUGCCCACGUGGUCUGCAGGCAGCUUGGCUGUGGCCUGGCCCUGUCUUCCCUCCCGGGGGCCAGGUUCGGUCCCGGGUCUGGCAGCAUCCUCCUCGAUGACGUCAACUGCACGGGAAGGGAGUCCUCCCUGGAGCACUGCCCUCAUGGCGGUUGGUUCACCCACAACUGCGGGCACCAUGAAGAUGCUGGCGUCAUCUGCUCAGGAUCUUUGAAUACUGCUAUAACUACUUCAACAGCUUCCAUCUCAACGGCUGUGACCUCCAUACCAGAUACCUCUUCAGUGUCAGCAGAAGUGACCUCUCCAUCUGAUGCAUUUUCAGCCUCAGCAGAAGUGGACACUCCUCCUGAUACAACUCCUACUUCAGCUGAAGCACCUUCUUCUCCAGGUACACUCUCUGCUCCUGGCAGCAGCCACGAUCCAAUUUCAACAAAACUGACACCAUCACCAGAUACGAUUUCUGUUAAUGAAGAAACAGCCCCUUUACCUGAGCCGGCCCUGCGCCUGGCGGGCGGGCGCAGCCGCUGCGAGGGCCGGGUGGAGGUGUGGCACGGCGGCGAGUGGGGCACCGUGUGCGACGACCGCUGGAACAUCAAGAACGCGCGCGUCGUGUGUCGCCUCCUGGGCUGCGGCCACGCGCUGGGCGCCCCGGGCCACGGCCGCUUCGGCCCGGGCGCGGGCCCCAUCCUGCUGGACGACGUGCGCUGCGCGGGCUCCGAGGACGCGCUGGGCCGCUGCGCCCACUCGGGCUGGGGCCGCCACAACUGCCGGCACCGCGAGGACGCGGGCGUGGUCUGCGCAGAUCCGGCUGACUCUCUUGUACCCAAGGACAAUGCCCAGCUCUCCUGCUUGCCUCACCUCUUCCAAGCCGUUAUUGACCGAGGCUACCUCCGGAGGCUGGGCUACUCCUCCUGGGACAUCCACUUAAAUGAUGAGCUGUGUCGCCCCCAGGUCACGGGGCGCUACCUGAUCUUCAACAUUCCCUAUGGUCGCUGUGGCACCGUCCAGCAGGAGCACUUGGGCUCCCUCAGCUACACCAACUCCAUCAGAGGCCGAAUUCGGGGCCACCCUGGCCGAGUCAUCGUGCGGCACAAGGUGCCUGAGCUGAAGUUCACCUGUAGGGUGGGUGGCCCAGCUGCGGUUGAAAUCGUUCAUGGAGCUAACGUCCCGAUGGAGAAUGCCAGCUACGAAGUGUCCAUAUCGUUCCUCCAGUCGCCGGGGCUCCAAGACAUGGAGCCAUAUUAUGCCAGCCAGGAGAAAGAAGUCUUCCUCCAAGCCACCCUCCGUAGCCUCAACCCCAACCUGGAACUGUUUGUGGAUACCUGUGUGGCUUCUCCUGAUCCCAGUGAUUUCACAACCAUUAAGCAUGAUUUGAUCCAGCAGGGGUGCAUCAAAGAAAGUUCCUAUGCCAAUCUCCACUCCCGCCAGAAGAAUGUGGUUCAGUUCAAGUUCAACGCCUUCAGCUUUCUUGACAGCUACAAUGUGGUCUACCUGCAGUGUAAGCUCACCGUGUGCAAGGUGGGCGACUACUCCUCUCGCUGCUCCCAGGGCUGUGCAGGGCGGAGCAGGAGAGAUGCAGGUGCCGUGGAGCCCAUGGAACGGCAGACUGAGCAUUUCCAACUGGUGGGGCCACUGGAGAUCCACAAACUAACUGCUCAGGGCAAGACUGUUGUGUGAUUUAUCCAAUUUUCACAUGAAUCUGUUAGAAAUUAGAAAGCAAAGACUAAUUUGUCUUUAGUAAUGUUUGACAAAUCAGAAGUUAUCUACGUAGAGACAAGUAAAAGAAACAACUGGAGGAGAUUGCUUCUCUCAGGUUUGUCACUAAAUAAAUCUCUGAUUACUAAACUUCUAAGGCAGUCACUGUCUCCGAUGGCUAGAAAUGCUGCAUUUUCUAAUUCUUCACUAUCAAAAACCUGAUCGUUGUC
Microcebus murinus (gray mouse lemur) is the source of this 3632-nucleotide messenger RNA. Lineage: Eukaryota; Metazoa; Chordata; Mammalia; Primates; Cheirogaleidae. The record is from RefSeq and is a predicted model, not a curated record.